This is a messenger RNA of Aureobasidium pullulans EXF-150, 1920 nucleotides long. RefSeq names its product MFS general substrate transporter. Gene Ontology annotation, biological process: basic amino acid transport; transmembrane transport. Gene Ontology annotation, molecular function: basic amino acid transmembrane transporter activity. Bases 195 to 1847 code for a protein of 550 amino acids. Gene Ontology annotation, cellular component: fungal-type vacuole membrane. The record is from RefSeq and is a predicted model, not a curated record. Lineage: Eukaryota; Fungi; Ascomycota; Dothideomycetes; Dothideales; Saccotheciaceae. The transcript is spliced from 2 exons.
UGUCUGCUUUACUUGCUUGCUCGGACCAUUGUCGAGGCUACCACAAAAAGAUUGACUGAUUUACAAGUUGUGCAUCGAUUACUCACAAUUGCUUGAAACUGCUUGCGGAUAAAUUCCCACGUUGCCUUGCGUCAUCGAUAUUCGCCAAACUCUCGCGUCAAUAAUCAGGAACAACACCAGGACAUCAAAUCUGGAUGAGUCCAAACACGAAGGUAGCGGACGAAAGGGCGCCGCUGCUUGGACCGCAGCCGAGUACCGUAGAUGCUGGCAAUGAGUACUUGCCCGAUAGCGAGAUCGAGGAUGACUCGGGCCGCAUCUCAGUAUCAAGGGCGGCGAUAUGUGUUGUUGCAUUGGGGUCGUUGAUUUUCCUGCAAGCCACAAACAUUUCACUACUAACCACGACACAAUCUACCAUUGCAGCUGAUCUUGAUGCUUUCGAGAAGACCAGCUGGUUUACCUCUGCAUAUCUCAUUGCAGUAUCAUCGACUUCUCCCUUGACUGGCAAGCUCAGCCAGUUAUUCAGCCCGCGAAACUGUAUCAGUGCGAGUGCUAUGAUCCUGGGAUUGGGAGCCCUCCUCACCAGUUUUGCCCAGACUUUCGCCAGCUUCAUCCUCGGACGUAUAAUCACCGGUAUUGGAGCUGCUGGAGUCUUUACCGUCUCGAUCAUUGUUGUGCUGGAGCUCAGCGGACCUACCAAACGCGGUGCUGUCAUUGGUCUGUUAAACUCUGGCUUCACAGUUGGUGUAGCUGUUGGAGCGACUGUGGCAGGUGCAUUGGUCAACAGUGUUGGCUGGAGAGCCCUGUUCUGGAUGCAGACUCCACUUGCUGUUGUAGCUGGUGGAGCUCUCUAUCUGGCUAUCCCUACUCAAUUCUCCGCUGCUAGAGGCAACAGCAAAGAGAGUGUCUGGAAGAAGCUGUCGACAUUGGACUAUCUGGGCGCCUUUACCUUGACUGUCGGCAUUGUCCUGCUACUUGCAGCCCUCUCAAAUCCUCGCCGCAUUCCAAUUCUUCCGAUCAUCUUCAGCAUCGUCGCGUUGGCGACUUUCAUCCUCAAUGAGAUGUAUCUGGCCAAGGAUCCUAUCAUCCCAGUCACCCUUCUCAAAUCCCGCGGUAUGGCUUUCACUUGCCUAGGCACUGUAGGCUUCAUGAUGGCACGCUGGAGCGUCCUCUUCUUCACACCAACCUACACACUCGCCGUUCGUGGCUGGGCGCCCGCAGCAGCCGGCAGCAUUCUGAUCGCCACGAACGGCGGUUUUGCACUCGGAGGCAUCCUGGUCGGUGUCUUCCACAUUCGCCGCCAGGGCAGUUUCUACAUUGCCUGUGUGAUUGUGUAUAUGCUGUUCCCUAUCACACUGGUCGGCAUCGCUAUGCUCUCGACUGCGAAAGCAUCUUCGUGGUUGUACAUCUUGUUGCUGUUCUUGAAUGGUCUUACUGUUGGUGCAGCUAUGAACUAUACUCUUGCUCAUCUGCUGCAUCUUACACCGGCUUCCACUCACUACAUCGCCACAUCUCUCAUCGCCACAUUCAGAGGUUUCGCUGGCUCUUUCGGCUCAGCCAUCGGCGGCGGUCUUUUCACUCGUCUUCUACGAAAGUCCUUGGAGGAGAAGUUUGACAAAGGCGACGCGGAUCUUGUGCGUCGCCUUUUGGGCAGUCCCGCCAUGGUCAGCCUGUUGAAGGGAGCCAACAAGACCAAGGCUAUUGCGGGAUAUGAGGAUGCGUUGAGAGGCUUGUUCUUAGCCGCCGCUGGUCUCGCAGUGCUCAUGGUGCUUGUUCAAGCAGCUACUGGGUGGAAGGGUGUGGAGGAUGAGCCCAAAACUCAGGAAAGCGAGGAGGAAGUCGUACAGUAGUAGCAAAACAUGUAUCAGGAGUUUUGGGUUAGAUUAAUAGCUGCAGAGCAAUUGAAUAUGACUACAGUCAUCG